This is a messenger RNA of Erinaceus europaeus (western European hedgehog), 4178 nucleotides long. It is a transcript of the gene SEMA4A, whose product is annotated as semaphorin 4A. Gene Ontology annotation, biological process: negative chemotaxis; semaphorin-plexin signaling pathway; positive regulation of cell migration. The transcript has 15 exons. Lineage: Eukaryota; Metazoa; Chordata; Mammalia; Eulipotyphla; Erinaceidae. Gene Ontology annotation, molecular function: chemorepellent activity; semaphorin receptor binding. The coding region runs from base 1207 to 3507 and encodes 766 amino acids. The record is from RefSeq and is a predicted model, not a curated record.
AAACUCAGCAAAAACUGUUGUAUAGACUCUCCUCCUUCACCUCCCACCUGCCCCAUGCCCCCCAAGGAAAAUUUCAGGAAAUAGGAGACAAGGGAGGAGGAAUGCUUCAGCUAGCUCUGACUUCUAAGGAAUUUUCUCUUGAUGAGUGGCCUGCGCAACACACCACCCUAAAGGCCAAGCUGGGGCAGAAGGGAUGGAAGCUACACCACGGGAAGGACUUCCUGAGGGCUGGGGUGUGGGGGGAUUGGGAGGCGAGGGCUUUGUGAAGGAGGAGGCAGUGUUUAUGAGAGUCACUUUAGCCAGGCCUGUGCUCCUGGCAGCUGAGUGGGCAGCCAUCCGCUGCUUUGUAGGUCAGGGAGCAUCCUUAACCCGAGGGGAAGGCAAGCAGCCAACCAGGGGCCAGGUGGGGGCCUCUGAGGAAGAUUCUAGAAGGAAGCACUCAGCCAGGGCUCUCUGUGGGCCUCCCACAGCUCUAGGAUGGGGGUUUAUCUCCGAGAGGGACAAGGACACCCCCAGUGCAGCCCUGCGUAAGAACAAGAAGGCAGGUUUUGUUUCCUGUGGGAACCAUGACCCAGUUGGGAGUGGAGGGGUCACCCCACCAUUGGGACUUCCCAGGGUGGUCAUGUCCACCUUGCAGUGAGGUGAAAAGAGGAAUCUGAAAGUCUGUGUCACAUCCCCUGUACAGGGACUCUUGCACAAGAAGGAAAGAAGCCACCACUCUGGACUGGUUAGACCCGAUGGCAUGAAAGGGCCAUGGGAGAAUGGUUGGAGUGACCCAGAAACUUCCCAGCCUUUUACAUGUUCUAGAUGGAAGGAAACAUCCAAGCCAGGGGGAGAGAGAGAGAGAGAAAAAGAGAGAGAGAGAGAGAGGUGUGUCUCUUCUUAUUCCCCUCCCAGCCUGCCAGCUUCCGCCCUGGCCAGGGACCUGUCACAACUCGAGAGGUGGAAAAUCUGGUUUCCCUGGGUAGAGCGCCUCACUCCAGCUUUGGCACCAUGGGCUUCUGGAGGCCGUACGCCCGGCCCCAAGCCCAGCCGGGCUGAGCCAGCUACCCACUGUUUGCCGGUCCCUGACGUCCCCCUUACCUCUGGGGUCUGACAAGUGUCUCCUUCUUUCUCUUGGAUGGCACUUGGGCACCUGAGUCUGAACUCCCGGGCCCUCCACUGUGACUGGCUCCAGGAGCCGCCCGCUGCAGCCUCCGGCUGAGCAUGGCCUUGCCUGCCCUGGGCCUGGACCCCUGGAGCCUCCUGGGCCUGCUCCUCUUCCAUCUGUUCCUGGUGCUGCUGCCAUCGCCAACUGCAGGGGGUGGUGGGCAGGGGACCAUGCCCAGGGUCAGAUACACUGCAGGGGAUGGACGCAGGGCUCUCAGCCUCUUCCACCAGAAGGGCCUCCGGGAUUUUGACACUCUGCUCUUGAGUGAAGAUGGAGGCACUCUCUACGUGGGUGCUCGAGAGGCUAUUCUGGCCUUGGAGAUCCGGGACCCAGGGGUGCCGAGGCUGAGGAGCAUGAUACCCUGGCCAGCCAGCAACAAAAAGAAGAGUGACUGUGUCUUUAAGAAGAAGAGCAAUGAGACACAGUGCUUUAACUUCAUCCGCGUCCUGGUCUCUUACAACACCACCCACCUCUACACUUGUGGCACCUUCGCCUUCAGCCCAUCCUGCACCUUCAUUGAAAUCCAAGAUUCCUCCCUGUCACCCAUCUCAGAGGACAAGGUUGUGGAGGGGAAAGGACAGAGCCCCUUUGACCCUGCCCAUAAUCACACGGCUGUAUUGGUGGACGGGAUGCUCUACUCUGGGACGAUGAACAACUUCCUGGGCAGUGAGCCCAUCCUGAUGCGCACUCUGGGGUCCCUGCCUGUCCUCAAGACGGAUAAUUACCUCCGCUGGCUGCAACCGGACGCCUCGUUCGUGGCAGCUAUCCCUUCCACAGACGUCGUCUACUUCUUUUUUGAGGAGACCGCCAGCGAAUUUGAGUUCUUCGAGAAGCUCCACACCUCGCGGGUGGCGAGAGUCUGCCAGAACGACCUGGGCGGUGAGAAGCUGCUGCAGAAGAAGUGGACCAGCUUUCUGAAGGCGCAGCUCGUGUGCGCGCAGCCCGGCCAGCUGCCCUUCAACAUCAUCCGCCACGCUGUCGCGCUGCCAGCCAACUCCUCAGCGAACGCCAAAGUCUACGCAGUCUUCACCUCGCAGUGGCAGGUUGGCGGGACCAAGAGCUCAGCUGUCUGUGCCUUCUCUCUCAAGGACAUCAGACGUGUCUUCGAGGGGAAGUACAAGAUGCUGAACAAAGAGACUUCUCGCUGGACUACAUAUGGCUUCUCAGACAUCCACCCCCGUCCAGGCAGCUGCUCCAUGGGCCCCUCCUCUGAUAAAGCCUUGACCUUCAUGAAAGACCAUUUCCUGAUGGAUGAGCAGGUGGUAGGCACGCCCCUAUUGGUGCAGGCUGGUGUGGAGUACACUCGACUCGCUGUGGAGACAGUCCAGGGCCUAGACGGGCAUGGGCACCUGGUCAUGUACCUGGGCACCGCCACCGGCUUGCUCCACAAAGCUGUGGUGAAUGGGGCUGGUGACAGUGGUAACAGCAGCGCCUACCUGGUAGAGGAGAUCCAGAUGUUCCCCCAGCCUGAGCCCGUCCGCAACCUGCAGCUGGUCCCUACCCAGGGGAUUCUAUUCACGGGCUUCUCUGGAGGCAUUUGGACAGUUCCCCGAGCCAACUGUAGUGUCUAUGAAAGCUGUGUGGACUGCAUUCUUGCUCGGGACCCCCACUGCGCCUGGGACCCUGAGUCGCUCGUCUGUGGCCUCCUGCCCACCCCCACCUCGAAAUCCUGGAGGCAGGACAUGGAGCGGGGGAACCCUGACUGGGCUUGUGCCAGUGGCCCCAUGGCUAGAAGCAGCCCACCUCAGAGACGCCCCCAAAUCAUCAAAGAAGUCCUGGCCGCCCCCAACUCCAUUCUGGAGCUGCCGUGCCCCCACCUGUCGGCCUUGGCCUCCUACCACUGGAGGCACGGCCCAGCACCCGUGCCCGAGGCCACCUCCUCCGUCUACAAUGGCUCCCUCCUGCUGCUGCUGCGGGAAGGCGCAGGGGGACUCUACCAGUGCUGGGCCACUGAGAAUGACUAUUCUUACCCUGUGGUCUCCUACUGGGUGGACAGCCAGGCACAGGCCCUAGCGCUGGACCCCGAGCUGGCAGGCAUCCCCCGGGAGCGUGUGGAGGCUCCGCUGACUAGGGUGGGUGGUGGCAUCCCCCUGGUCGCCCAGCGCUCCUACUGGCCCCACUUUGUCACUGUCACCGUGCUCCUAGCCCUGGUACUCUUGGGGACCCUCGUGCUCCUCCUAGCUUCCCCAUUGGGGACCUUCCGAGCCCGGGGUAAGGUGCAGGGCUGUGAGGUGCUGCCCCCUGGGGAGAAGGCCCCACUGAGCCUGGAGCAGCACCGACAGCCUCCCAAGGAGCACAGGCCCUCUGCCCGAGGGGUGGACACUGACUGUAACCACCUGGGCACUGAGGUGGCCUAAGACUCUGCACCAAGACCGGGUUGUCAGGGAGGGCCUGCAGCAUUGCCAAGGGGCACAGGAGAUCACCUUCUGCCAGGAAGAGCUCUACAGCCACUCUCUGCCACCGGGCAAUACCCAGUGGGGUUUGGCACAGUUGCCCAAGUCCCCUCCUGCCAAGCACACAGACUCUAACCAGGGAUGCCUCAGCCUGGGCCCGGGCUGCACUGGAGGACACAAAGGAUACUUUAGUGCUGGCCAUCCUGGAACCUUCCAGAAAGCUGCUGCUCCAGGAGGCCUGGAGACAUCAAGCUGUUCCAGAACCCCCUGGUAAAAGGCUCCAGGCAUCUGAGCCACCAUGAGGAGGCCACCACUCUGAAGCAGCCGUCACCCUGGACACCAACAUUCUCGCCUCCCAGAGUUUGCAGGGGUUCUGCAGGAAGCCCCCCACAUGCCUGCUCCCCUUUCUCAUCUGUGUACCACAGACUGCUGGAAAGUCUUGCCUGAUGUCUGACCCCCUUCCUUUCUGGCACAGUUGGGAUGGUCAGGGAACCUUCCUGACUGGCUUGAUGACAGGGGACAGCCCAAGUCUUGUCACUCCUCUGCCUGGGCCCUCUCUCCUCUCCCCCUUCAUUCAGGAUGCAGAAAACCGCUUGCCACAGACAGUUUAUUUUUUAUUAAAAAGACAAAGCUGA